AUGAUAAUCUGUUGCAACCUUGGAUGCAGCCUAGGUUGUUUGGAUGAGGAGAAGAGGGCUCUUCAGGACAUAAGAGAAUCUAUGGGCUAUGCAUGUGAAUAUUUUUAUCCAGACAGACACUCCGUUGACUGUUGCAGGUGGGAUGGGGUUCAUUGUAGCCCCACAAGCUCUCAUGUGAUCAGAAUUUUCUUUUACCAUGAGAAGCAAGAUGACGAUCAAUGGUUUCCAGAUAUGAGUUUGUUUUCUCAACUCAAGCAAUUGCAGGAAUUGCAUCUCGAAGGGAAUCAUAUUGGUGGACUGACAAAUCCCGAAGCAAUCUGUGAACUCGUUUACUUAGAAUCGCUGGAUCUUUCAGAUAACUCAAUUGAAGAUGUUGUGCCAACCUGUUGGGGCAAUAUGCCAUCACUCAGAGCUCUGAAAUUGUCAAAGAACCGAUUUCAGGGAAACCUUACCUCCUUUCUUGCUAAUCUAUCAAAUAUUGAGUUAAUUGGCGUUUCCCAUAACCCAUUUGAAGGCCUGCUGCCAUUUUCCAUUUUUGCAAAUUUUACGAAACUUAGUCAUCUAGAUCUUUCGUACAAUUACCAAUUAGAAGUUGAAACUGAAACUACAAUUUGGCAUCCUUCUUUCCAAGUGCAACAUUUGUUUUUGGCAGGAUGCAACCUCAAUCGUCAGAGUGGUCACAUAAUUCCUAGAUUCCUUUCUACCCAACAUAAGUUGCAAAACCUAGAUUUAUCCAGCAACUUACUGGUUGGAAACUUCCCCACUUGGAUGCUUCAUAAUGUUUCUUCUGUAUUAAGCCUGAGAGGCAAUUCCUUCGUUGGUCAAUUUCCUCUAGGCCGCCAAAAUAAAUCUACACUUACUAGCCUAGAUAUCUCUGACAAUCAUUUGGAUGGGCACCUGCCUACAAAUAUCAUUCUAGUCCUCCCUGAGCUGUAUAAAUUCAAUGCAUCCUCCAAUCAAUUUUCUGGUAAUAUUCUCCCUUCUUUAGGUGAGCUGAAAAAUCUACAAAGCUUGGACUUGUCUAACAAUCUCCUCUCCGGAGUAGUCCCAGUUGGUCUGACCCAGAAUUCCCCAUUAUGGUACUUGAAUCUGUCAAACAAUAGUUUGCAUGGCGAGCCGCUUCCAGAAAAUUGCGGUAUGCCGAAACUGACAUGGUUGCUGCUUCACAAUAAUCUCUUUGUGGGGAAUAUGCCAGCUUGCUUGUCAAACUGUUCGUCUUUGAAGCUGAUAGAUGUACGACAUAACCAACUGUCAGGGACCAUCUCAAAUCUACCAGUUUUCAUGCAAUUAGGAGCACUUCUUCUAGGAGCAAAUCAGUUCAGAGGACAUCUUCCCAAGCAAUUAUGCCAAAUGCAAAUGUUGCAGUUCUUAGAUUUCUCAAAAAAUAAAUUUUCAGGGAAUAUUCCUUCUUGCCUCAAUAACAAUUCAGUCUGGAGAAAGAAGUUCCAAGCAAACUCAUGGGUUCCAAUUGAUUUCACCACCAAGGGGAAUUCAUAUUCGUACCAAGGUAUCCCCCUUACUCUCAUGACUGGGAUUGAUUUUUCAGUUAAUGAAUUGGCUGGCGCCAUUCCAUACGAGAUUGGUGAAUUAUCAGAACUGCACUCUUUGAACCUGUCACAAAACCUAUUAACAGGUCAUAUUCCAACAUCCUUCAAAAAUCUCACCAAUUUGGAGAGUCUGGAUCUCUCCCACAACAACCUAACAGGACAGAUACCUCCUGAAAUUGUCCAGAUCAAUACUCUCUCAACUUUUUCUGUUGCCUUCAACAACCUCUCAGGAAGGAUCCCAUUUAAUGAACAACUUUCAACAUUCUCUGAAAGUAGCUUCCAAGGCAACCAAAAACUCUGCGGAGAUCAAUUACUAAGAAAAUGCUCAGGAAAUGACAACGAAGAUGACGGAGGAAAAGAAAAUCCAAAUGAAAGAGCAGAGGACAGCGUCCUGGAUAAUCACUUGUUGUUCUAUUCACUAGUGUUUAUAUCAUAUGCUGUCGGAUUCUGGAGUGUCAUUGCACCACUUUGCAUCAGUUCAAACUGGCGAAGAAAAUACUUUGCCACAGUAGACGGAUGGAUUGAAUAUCUUUCUGACAAGUUAUGA
Messenger RNA from Theobroma cacao (cacao), 2094 nucleotides. RefSeq names its product receptor-like protein EIX2. Gene Ontology annotation, molecular function: protein binding. NCBI's taxonomy places the organism in Eukaryota, Viridiplantae, Streptophyta, Magnoliopsida, Malvales, Malvaceae. The record is from RefSeq and is a predicted model, not a curated record.